This is a messenger RNA of Hylaeus volcanicus, 973 nucleotides long. RefSeq names its product UPF0235 protein C15orf40 homolog. The transcript is spliced from 4 exons. Bases 350 to 787 code for a protein of 145 amino acids. The record is from RefSeq and is a predicted model, not a curated record. Gene Ontology annotation, cellular component: cytoplasm. Lineage: Eukaryota; Metazoa; Arthropoda; Insecta; Hymenoptera; Colletidae.
UUAUUAGAAGAUAAAUAAAAAAAAAGCAUAUCGUAUUCGCGAAUAAACGAAAAAAAGACUAAUGACGUCAGAGUAUAUCCCUUUUGAAAACAAACAAAAUUUUUUUCUAUCUGCAAUUGUAGACAAGCUAUAAAGGUAGCCCUUGUUAAAUGCUUCACCCUGUACUAUUAAUUAAUCGAUUUAAUAUUGCGCGGCAACGAGUAUUCCACUAUGAUUUUGUUGGCAGUACUGGUACACGUGCGCAGACGUAUCGGUCAGCUCGAACAGUUGAGGUUAAAUUAUAAACCGAAUACUUUUCAACUGAAGGCACCAAACCAUAAAUAUGGUGCGAGUGAUUUAUAAAUGACAAAUGACGUGGUACUAUGGAAAUAUAUGUCUACGUAAAAAAAUUUUGCAACACUUAACUAAUAGUCGUGAAAUGUCGAAGCAGGGAUCGAAAAAAGCUGGAAAGGCUCAGAAAGCGGCGGCGAAGGAGGAACCUAAUAAGGGACCCAUAGGCGUAGACAAAAAUGGCAAUGUAACUAUAAAAAUACAAGCGAAGCCUGGAGCGAAACAUAACAAUAUAACGGAUAUAUCCGACGAGGCAGUGGGGGUUGCGAUAUCCGCACCUCCCGUCGAGGGUGAAGCAAAUACGGAACUUGUAAAAUAUUUAGCUUCCGUAUUAGGAAUGAGGAAGUCCGACGUAUCGUUAGAUAGAGGAUCCAAAAGUCGACAAAAGGUCGUGCUAGUGUCUGGAAGCACGGUGGAGAAAGUUUUGGAAAAAUUGAAAGGAGAGAUGGGAACUUGAUAAUAGUAACGCUUGAUUUAUUAACGCGUUUUAAUCUUUUAUUGUCAUAAUACCUAUCUUUUAUACAUAUAUAAAAAAUGUUUUACUCUCCUUCAGAUGAGUCAUAUUUACUGUACAUAAAUAUGGCAAUCGUGUCAACAUAAUAUGUUCAAUUAAUUUAUACAAUAAACUGGUGUCUUUAUACAA